Messenger RNA from Dendronephthya gigantea, 2730 nucleotides. RefSeq lists its product as uncharacterized. Gene Ontology annotation, molecular function: DNA-directed DNA polymerase activity; nucleotide binding; DNA binding. Bases 1 to 2730 code for a protein of 909 amino acids. The record is from RefSeq and is a predicted model, not a curated record. NCBI's taxonomy places the organism in Eukaryota, Metazoa, Cnidaria, Anthozoa, Malacalcyonacea, Nephtheidae. The transcript is spliced from 4 exons. Gene Ontology annotation, biological process: DNA replication.
AUGAGGAAAGUUGAAUCUGUAUGUGAUGGAAUAAGGAAGUGUUCAAAGUGUGGAAGAUCUAUGACAAAGUAUAAUUUAAAGAAUCAUCUAUGCGGAAAAAUUCAAUGUAAAACAUGUAAAGCUAUUAUUGACGAUAUCAAUAAUCAUUUAUGUUACAUGAGAAAGCCCGAUUCAAAGAAUAAACAUUUAAAUCUAACAGAAGAAGAAGAAGAAGAAGAAGAAGAAGAAAAAGAAGAGAAUGAGAAAGUGGAAGGAUAUAAUGAAUUGUUCUUCUUUGACUAUGAGGCACGACAAGAAGAUGAAGGUGUACAUAAAACUAAUUUAUGUAUUGUUCAUAAUGAGAGCGGGGAUGAGUGGAUCUUUCAAGGUGAAGAUACUAAUUCAAGAUUUUGUGAAUGGAUUUUUACAAAGGAACAUCGAGACUGUAUAUUUAUGGCACAUAAUUUCCAAGGAUAUGAUGGCUAUUUUAUUCAAAACUUUUUAAAUGAGAAUGCUGUGAAAUAUGAUAUAAUAUUACGCGAUGCAAAAAUUCUCAGUCUAACUGUUCCGAUGUUCAAUAUAAAAUUUAUAGACUCUUUAAAUUUUAUCCCUAUGUCAUUGUCAAAUUUUCCUAAAACAUUUGGAAUGAAUGAGAUGUGUAAAGGAUACUUCCCUCAUUUAUUCAAUCGAAGAGCAAAUGAAGAUUACAUUGGACCUAUACCAUGUGAAGCAUUUUAUAAUACAAAUGGAAUGAAAGAGGAAGCACGUAAUGCAUUUAUAAAAUGGCAUAAAGAGAAGAGAGAACAAAAUUAUGUUUUCAAUUUUCAAGAGGAAAUUAUAAAGUAUUGUCGUUCCGAUGUUGACAUUUUACGUCGAUGUUGUAUGGAGUUUCGUGAACUAUUUAGAAGUAUUACAGAUAUUGAUCCUUUUGAGAAGUGUUUAACUAUUGCUAGUGCGUGUAAUUUGGUUUUUCGCACUAAUUUCCUUAAGGAGGAGACUAUAGGAAUCUUUCAAAAUGACUAUCAAAUGAAAGUGAAACAAUCUAACAUGGCAUUUAAGUGGUUAUCAUAUAUAUCAGAGAAGGAAGAGAUUUUUAUUCAACAUGGAAGGAAUGGUGGGGAGAAACGUGUUAAUAAAUACUCAUUGGACGGAUAUAAUCCUGAAUUAAAUACAGUAUAUGAAUUUCAAGGAUGCAUAUGGCAUGGAUGUGAAAAAUGUUAUACUCGCGAUACAGUUAACCCUGUUAAUGGAAAAACGAUGAGUGAUCUCUUUGAGGCCACAUUAAAGAAGAAUCUCUAUCUUAAAGAGUGUGGAUAUAAUGUAAUAGAAAUGUGGGAGUGUGAUUUAAAGAGGGACUUGGAACAAGAUGAAGAGAUGCGUGUGUAUUUUGAAAAUUUUGAUCUUGUUGAUCCUCUUCAACCACGUGAUGCAUUUUAUGGAGGUCGUACGAAUGCUACAAAGUUAUUUCAUGAAUGCAAAGAUAAUGAAAAGAUUAGAUACGUUGACUUCACGAGUUUAUACCCAUGGUGCAAUAAAUCAACGAAAACAAUUGUGGGACAUCCAAUAAUUAUCACAGAAAAUUUUAGAGAUAUCUCUACAUAUUUUGGUCUUAUAAAGUGUACUGUAUUACAUCCAAGAGGUUUAUUCCACCCGGUUCUUCCAUAUCGCGUUCCUGGUAAGUUAUUGUUUCCUUUAUGCAAAGCUUGUGCCAUCUCUUUCAAUCAGAAUCCAUGUACACACUCCGAACAAGAAAGGUCUAUUCUUGGGACAUGGUGUCAUGUUGAGUUAUUGAAAGCCAUCGAGAAGGGGUAUAGAGUUUUAAAGAUACACGAGGUGUGGCAUUUUCCGAAACAGUCCGAUAAUCUAUUUAAAGAUUAUGUUAACACAUUCCUAAAGAUAAAGCAAGAAGCAAGCGGUUUCCCUAAGGAUUGUAUUACAGAAGAGCAAAAGCAAUCUUAUAUUAACAUGUAUCAAGAACAUGAAGAUAUAAAAUUAGAAAUGGAGAAGAUUGAACACAAUCCAGGUUUACGUGCUUUGGCAAAGCUAAUGUUAAACUCGUUUUGGGGUAAAUUUGCACAACGUUCAAAUGUAUCAAAGACCGAGAUGGUUACAGAACCUCAGAGAUAUUUUGAACUUCUGUCCUCUGAUCAGUAUGAAAUCCGUGAUGUAAAGAUAGUGAAUGAUAAUAUGUUAGAGGUGCAAUACAAAAACAUUGAUGAAUUUCUGGAGACUAAUAACAAGACGAACGUCGUUAUUGCGGCUUUCACCACGGCGUAUGCUCGAUUGAAAUUAUAUGAUCUUUUGGAUAUAUUAGGCGAACGUGCACUUUAUUAUGAUACCGACUCGGUUAUUUAUAUAUCCAAAGAGAAUGAAUUGGAACCUCCUUUGGGGAAUUAUUUGGGAGAUCUUACCGACGAAUUAAAUGGAAAGUAUAUUACAACCUUUAUGUCAGGAGGACCGAAGAAUUACGCCUAUUACACUAACGAUAAUAAGUCGGAGACAAAGAUUCGUGGUAUCACAUUGAAUCAUUCUGUUAACAAAAAGAUAAACCCAAGUACAGUUCGAGCUCUUGUAUAUUUACAUGCAGAAUGUAAAGUAAAGGCAAAAAUCACCGUUACUAACCCUUUCAAAAUUACAAGAGAUAAGCAAAGAAAGAACAUUGUUACCAAAGAGAUGAAAAAAGAUUAUCGUAUAAUUUACGAUAAGCGUGUCUUGAUAAAUGAUUUUAAAACAAUACCAUAUGGAUUUUAA